AUGGCUCAAGCUCAAGGCGCACAGCCUGGUCAAAUCGAAAUCACAUCUCUCCCUGUCCCCCGCCUCCAGGAACUAAAAACCCAACUCGACGCCGAACUCACCCACCUCUCCAACUCGUUCCAAUCGCUGCGCACCGCUCAAUCCAAGUUCCGCGACUGCCUGAACUCCAUCUCGACAGGCCUCACACCAGCCACCGUCUCGAAACCACUCCUCGUCCCCUUGACAUCCUCGUUAUACGUACCGGGCAAGCUCACGGAUCAUGAGCACGUGCUAGUGGAUGUAGGCACGGGUUUCUUUGUGGAGAAGGAUAUUGCUAGUGCAAAGGACUUUUAUGAGCGCAAGGUUAAGGAUCUGGGCGACAGCUUGAAGGACUUGGAGGGUGUUGUGCAGGGCAAGGCGCAGAAUGUCAGAGUCGUGGAGGAGGUCAUUAGGCUCAAGGUCAUGAAUGCACAGGAAGGCAAGGGCGAAGAGCAAGGCAGCUGA
This is a messenger RNA of Alternaria ventricosa, 483 nucleotides long. RefSeq lists its product as uncharacterized. Gene Ontology annotation, cellular component: cytoplasm; prefoldin complex. NCBI's taxonomy places the organism in Eukaryota, Fungi, Ascomycota, Dothideomycetes, Pleosporales, Pleosporaceae. The transcript has 2 exons. The record is from RefSeq and is a predicted model, not a curated record. Gene Ontology annotation, biological process: regulation of DNA-templated transcription; protein folding. Bases 1 to 483 code for a protein of 160 amino acids.